AUGUCUCUAAAUAUUGCAUCCUCAGCACUAGAUGGGGAUCAUAGCACUAUUUUAGGCUCAUUUCAGCAUUCAAAUGAUAGAUUCCAGCGGUGGUUUGACCGAUUCUCUAUCUCGGCUAAGGUGGGAAUCAUAAUUGGUUCGGGAAUUGUUGUGUUGCUUCAAAUAUGGGCGUUGGUUAAUUACCAGCUAAUAAUCGACAAGAUGGUGGAGUUAUCGGACCACUGGAGGUUGUGGGGGUUUAAGGGGAUCCUUUUGCUGUUCCUGAUAGUGUUUGCAAUAAGCUUUCCUCCGUGCGUGGGAUUCAAUAUGUGCAGCGUGUUUGCAGGAAUGGUGUACGGGUUUUCUGGAUGGCCGCUGUUGGCACUGGCAGCAGUUGGUGGGUCGACGGCAUCAUUUGCACUAUUUAAGUAUCUUCUUGGGACGAUUGCGGACGAGAUGAUGGAGCAUAGCGAUAAUCUAAAGCUUUUUGCGGAUGUUUUGACCGACCCAGAUGCAACUUUUGCCCAAAAUCUUCUUGUACUUACGCUUUUAAGGUUCUCCCCACUUCCAUAUUCGUUUUCCAACGGUGCAAUGGGCGCAAUCCCGGGAAUCCCGGUGGUUUCGUUUGCAAUUGCGUCUGCAAUUUCGUCUCCAAAGUAUUUUCUUCAACUUUUCGUGGGAACACAGUUGCGAGACAUUGGAAAUGGCAAUACUUCGGCAUCCACGAAAAUUGCCAAGUUUACAAGUAUCUUGAUUGCAACCGGAGCUUUUGCGGCAGCUUCUUACCUCAUAUUUUCGAGGAUGAAGGCCAAGGCUGUGGAACAACAACGUUUGGGAGGGGAUAACUACGAGGAGAAUGGUUUAAACGGGUUUAAUUAUGAGGAAGAUGGAUUUGAUGGAGAUGAUUACGAAGCAAAUACGUUGAAUGGAGGUGAUUCAGGAGAAAAUAGACUGAAUGGAAAUGAUUCAGGAGAAAGUAGGCUGAAUGGAAAUGAUUCAGAAGAAAGUAGGCUGAAUGGAAAUGAUUAUGGGAAAAAUAGUCCGAAUAGUGCUAGCUAUCAGGAUAAUCAGCUUGAAUGA
This is a messenger RNA of Brettanomyces bruxellensis, 1059 nucleotides long. RefSeq lists its product as uncharacterized. The coding region runs from base 1 to 1059 and encodes 352 amino acids. Gene Ontology annotation, cellular component: Golgi membrane. Lineage: Eukaryota; Fungi; Ascomycota; Pichiomycetes; Pichiales; Pichiaceae. Gene Ontology annotation, biological process: mitotic spindle elongation; vesicle-mediated transport. The transcript has a single exon. The record is from RefSeq and is a predicted model, not a curated record.